CCCAUAUAUAUAUAAGAAAUCAAUUUUAGAAAGAGAAAAAACCGAGAGACUGACAAAAAGGGGAUUUAGGGUUAGGGUUUUGGAAGCUGUUCACUUAAUUGGCUCACUGCAAUGGAGGAGAUUACUGAGGGUGUGAACAACAUCAUCAUCGCAGAUUCACACAAGAAGAACCGAAUUCAGGUCUCGAAUACCAAAAAGCCCCUCUUUUUCUAUGUUAAUCUUGCCAAGAGGUAUAUGCAACAGUACAAUGAGGUGGAGCUCUCUGCUUUAGGAAUGGCUAUUGCCACUGUUGUUACAAUUGCAGAAAUUCUGAAAAACAAUGGGCUGGCCGUUGAGAAGAAAAUCAUGACAUCGACUGUUGACAUAAAGGAUGAUUCUAGAGGGAGACCAGUCCAGAAAGCCAAGGUAUUUGAAGUUUUAUUUCUAUUAAAAUGUGUUUUGAAUCUUAUCUUGAAAUAUGUUUAGCUUAGAUCUGUUAAA
Molecule: messenger RNA, 480 nt
Organism: Prunus avium (sweet cherry)
Lineage: Eukaryota; Viridiplantae; Streptophyta; Magnoliopsida; Rosales; Rosaceae
Source: RefSeq, a predicted model, not a curated record